Messenger RNA from Galendromus occidentalis (western predatory mite), 3015 nucleotides. Its product is annotated as TBC domain-containing protein kinase-like protein. The record is from RefSeq and is a predicted model, not a curated record. NCBI's taxonomy places the organism in Eukaryota, Metazoa, Arthropoda, Arachnida, Mesostigmata, Phytoseiidae. Gene Ontology annotation, molecular function: GTPase activator activity; ATP binding; small GTPase binding. The transcript has 7 exons. Gene Ontology annotation, biological process: protein phosphorylation; regulation of GTPase activity. Bases 84 to 2684 code for a protein of 866 amino acids.
AAUCUAUCAGUUGACGGAGGGACGGAGGGUGUAUGUGUGAUUCGCCUAAAAUGAAUGUUCUCGUUUGCGCGCGGUGACCGGCUAUGUAUCCGACACCGCUGGCCUCCCCAGGCCUGUCGUUCGCGGUCCACUCAUUCUUAGCCUCACCGCACGCUCGGAACACCUGUGGUCACAACGGGUUGCCGUUGACACCUAACUCCGUGAGGAUACUCGGCCGAUUCCAAGCACUCAAGAAACUCACGCACCCCUGUCUCGCAACAUAUCUGGAUCUGCAAAGAGGCAAGCACGAGCGAGUGGUGAUUGUCUGUGAGUCGUACGAGCGAAAUUGUCAGAAGCUGCUGUCGUCCGACAAGAGUCCGACAGCAGAGAUCAACAGCUUCGCGCACUUCGACGGAUCUCCUCCGGACUAUCCCGAGGUUGUCCGGAGGAUUUUCUACGAGAGUUUACACGCAUUGGCCUAUCUCCACCGGCAGAAUUUCGUUCAUCACUCCGUGUCUCUCGAGAGCAUCCAGCUCACAGACGCCCUCCACGUCAAGCUCUCCAAUCAUGGUACCUACUUCAUUACGGAAAACGGUGCUUGCGUUCCCUUCCCGAUCGGUUUGCCGAAGUAUCUUCCACCCGAAGUUCUUCUGGAUCCCAAGGGUCUGCACUCGCCGAAAACGGACCUGUGGUCACUCGGGAUCGUAUUACUCGAGUUGGCCUUAAGGAAAGAGCUGUUUAACUUUGAGCUCGAAGAGCAGAUAGCUCUUGUGUUCGAGUGUGCGUCGAGCGAGAAGCCAGUGAUGUGUAUACUAGAACGGCACAAACUCGUGUACGAGUACCUCUGCUUGUCGGAGCAGGUUCGAGAUGCCAUUGAAGCGUGCCUAUCCGUGCCUCUGGAACACCGACCCUCGUCCGAGGAACUUCUAAGUCAUCCGUACUGUGAUAUGCAAAUUGAGAUGCUCGAGGAACCGCCAAAAGGUCUGCCAUCACACGAACUCAUCGGAGCCGAUCAGAUCGAGGAGUGUAUUGAGAAUAGUUCCCAGCUGCCCGAAGCGUGGGAAGUUCUCAAUCUUCACGAACUUUAUUAUUUUUGGAGACUGACCGGUGGAGACGCUCUCGCUGAGAUAUCCAAGCAACGAGAUUAUAUUCGAUCACGACCUGCGAUUUUCGGCCUGCCCAACUUGACGCUCAUCGAAGGCGAGGAUUGCGGCGCGGAGAGGGACUCUUCGUACUAUUAUCGGGAUACGUAUCUCCGUUUACCGAUGGAUUCUCUCCGGGAACGUUUGAAGUCCGUCGAUCCGGAUAUCAUGUUCAUUUCGAUAAGCAUUCUGUUCGAGAGAUUCAACUUUGAACGUCAUCGCUCAGAGAGUUUCACAACAAAGACGGCGUCUGAGCUGCCGCUGGUAAUACGAGAGCGUGACAUAGAAUACCAGAUCAGGCGGAUCUUCAGAUUCCGAAAGCUCGUUGAACUCUAUCCCUUGACGGGCAGAGCCAUUCAGCUUGAGGCCGCUAUCGAUAUUCCUCCGUAUUUCCGCGGUCAUGUUUGGGCCGCUCUGCUGGGGGCGCAGGGCGAUUAUCAUGCGGAGUUCGAUGAGAUCGACAAAGACACGCCCACCCCCAUGGACAGACAAAUCGAUGUUGACAUACCUCGCUGCCAUCAGUACGACCAACUCCUCUGCUCCCCGGUGGCUCACAUGAAGUUCCGUCGGCUCCUGAAAGCGUGGGUGUCUUCGCAUCCUCAGUACGUUUAUUGGCAGGGUUUGGAUUCUCUUUGUGCGCCGUUCUUGAGCUUGCAUUUCAAUAAUGAGGCGUUGGCCUAUCAAUGCUUGUCGCGUUUCGUCGAUAAGUACCUGCACAAGUUUUUCCUGCAAGACAACUCGCAAGUGAUCAAAGAGUAUCUCGCAGUAUUUUCCCGACUUGUGACAUACCACGAUCCGGUCCUUUCAUUGCAUCUGCAAAAAGAAGAUUUUAUCCCAGAUCUCUAUGCCAUUCCAUGGUUUCUGACGAUGUAUACCCACGUAUUUGCGCUACACAAGGUUUAUCAUCUGUGGGACGCUCUCCUGUUGCGCGGGGAAGCUUUUCCUCUCUGCGUAGGAGUUGCCAUUCUGACUCAGCUUCGCGAACAACUACUGACUUUUGGAUUCAACGAAUGCAUACUCACCUUCACCGACAUGCCUGAACUCGAUAUCGAACGACUCGUGAAGGACGCUGUCGAUAUAUUCGAUUCAACUCCUCAGAGCAUCUGCUUCAGGUCACACUCGAAGAGACCGAUUUCUGGAAUGACGCCCCUGUCCCUGGAGACAUUGAGGGAAGAACUCACGCCGAGGAUUUCGACCGACGAUUUUUUUAUUGCCCUGUCUGCACCCUCAAGCAAGGAUGCCUCGGGUCGAACAACUCUACGGGAACGUGUGCUGGUGCUUGACGUACGGCCAAAGGAAGAAUAUCUGGAGGGCUGUCUCCGGGGUGCUGUGAACAUUCCCAAAGACGUCGCGUUCACGCCGGAAGGUAAAUUGGCGUCUUGCCCAGAAGCGUCUGCCCUGGCAGCUCACAAAGGCAACAUCAUCGUAGUCUUCGGGAACGAGGAAGAUCGACGCAAAGUGGCCAAUCAACUCGUUCAUCUCGACUACCGUCAUGUGUGCAUACUGGACACCACAGUCCACGACAUUAGAAUCCGAAUGUCUCCGCCGAUCUGUCUUUACUAGCGAAUCAAAUCUUGCCCCUCGUCAUCGCACAUGCCAAUCCCAAGAUUGCUUAGAAAUGACCCGGGUUGGACCGAUCUUAAUGAAGACAAUUAGGCGCUGAAAUUAUGUAGAAACACCGGGGUCGGUGCGCGAACGCGCCUUGGACGGGUUUCACUGCGAACGGAAACGAAUGAUUUCGAUGAGCCGAGGCGAACUUUCAUGUAAAUAAGGUGUGAAUACAGCAUAAGGGACAGACCUGGAAUCUAAGAUUCGCGUCGCUCAAAUUUAGAUAAUAUAUAUAUAGUUGUCGUCUAUUUUCCUCUGGAUCUGGGACCAUCAUCAACUGAUUCUU